UUUCAGUCGUAUUCAGUCCACGAUACAGUUCACUGUACAGCGAUUAUAAAUAAAACUGUAUGAAAGUUGCCAAUAAUAAAUAGCUUACAGAUAUCAGACGGGCGUUGUUUUGUUCCGCGUGCGUUGCGGGUGUUUUAGUGUAUUGUGGAAAGUACCCAUUUACUAGUAUAUUUAUCAACAAGAGUAUCAGACAAACAUCAAGAAACAAUGAACAAGGAGAUAGAGUAUGAAGAGGAUCAGUAUGUAGACGUGAACAAACUGCCGCUGAAGCCGCCGCAGCCGCAGUUGCCGCCGGAGCGCUCGCAUCGUCGUCCGUGGCACCCCGUCAUGUGGGACGACUCCAUUACUGGCGGCUUGGCGCCUGACCAAACACUAACGGCAGAACAACAGAACCAGCCGACGUCGCACGAGUACCCGCACAAGCAGCGAAUCCGCAACCUCCGCCGACUGAUCGCCGACGGCAAGGUGAAGCCCACGUCCGAAACGCUCAUCUUUUUCCUCUGCAAUAAAUUCGCAGUCUCGGAAGAACGACAAGAAAAGAUUUCCGUUUGAUAUUUGUAAAUAUUUCAAAUUAUUUAAUUUGUGAAAAUAAAAUACACAUGUAAAUAAUUAACAAAAUCGUCACUUAUAUGUACUGAAAUAACCGUAGCGGAAAGUUAACGUCGUCGGGGUGAUAAAUACAAAAAAAAUAUUUUGUAAAAAUCUAGCCUUUUAACUUUAAUGUCUCCUUAUCAUAAGAAAUGCAGUUUAUUGCAGUACCCUCGAAUAUUAACAUAAAUCUUUUAUUCAAUAUUAUUAUUACACAUAUUAUUCAAGUUCGAAUGUACAAAAGCGUCGCGAGCCGCCGCGUCCGCGCGUUUCGCUCUCCGCGA
Messenger RNA from Amyelois transitella, 872 nucleotides. RefSeq lists its product as uncharacterized. Bases 208 to 552 code for a protein of 114 amino acids. The transcript has 3 exons. NCBI's taxonomy places the organism in Eukaryota, Metazoa, Arthropoda, Insecta, Lepidoptera, Pyralidae. The record is from RefSeq and is a predicted model, not a curated record.